This is a messenger RNA of Lactuca sativa (garden lettuce), 4217 nucleotides long. Lineage: Eukaryota; Viridiplantae; Streptophyta; Magnoliopsida; Asterales; Asteraceae. The record is from RefSeq and is a predicted model, not a curated record.
AUGGUAGAUGAUAGAUGUAAGAAACGAUUUCCAAAACCGUUCAACCCAUUAACAACUUUUGAUGCAAAUGGUUACGUGCAUUAUAAGAGACGUGUUGGAUCGUAUCAUGUCCUACAAAGUGGGAUUAGAACUGAUAACGGCUAUGUAGUGCCAUAUAAUAAACGUUUGUGUAGUCGAUUUGAUGCUCACAUCAAUGUUGAAUAUCGUGGUUGGAAUAUGAUGAUGAAGUACUUAUUUAAGUACAUAUCAAAGGGGGUUGAUCGCGUUCGUUUCACUCUUCAAACAUCAGAGGCAAAUACUCCUACUACUUCCUCUACCAUACCUGUCGCAGUAAAUGAAAUCAAGUCGUUUCUUGAUGGUCGGUAUAUAUGUCCACACGAAGCAGCAUGGCGCGUCCUCAAUUUCCCCAUUCAUGAACGAGAUCCACCUGUACAAGUCUUGGCCGUCCAUUUGGAUGGGAUGCAACCUACUAUUUUCAAAGAAAACAGUCAAUUAAGCUCCUUAAUUGAUAUCCCAGGUUUUGGUGUUACCACUUUAACGGAAUGGUUGCACAAUAAUCAACGUGAUGGUCGAGGAAUUGACUUGACAUACAAUGAUUACCCUUCUAAAUAUAGUUGGGACACCAAAGAUAAGAGAUGGAUUCAUAGGACUACCACAACAAAUACCACCAUUGGCAGACUUGCAUAUGUACAUCCAACAGUUGGGGAGUUAUUCUAUCUACGGAUUUUACUAUUCCAUCAAAAAGGAUGUAAAUCAUUCUAUGAUAUUAGAACCGUUCGUGAAUACACGUACUCAACUUUUCGUGAUGCGUGUGAAGCAUUAGGGUUAACCGGUGACAAUAAGGAGUGGCUAACAGCAUUUGAAGAAGCAUCGACUUGGGCAACCUCAUCUCAACUUCGUUCUCUAUUCUGCCAUCUACUUUUGUAUUGUGAAGUAGGAAACCCUCUUUUGUUAUGGGAAACCGCAAAACCUAAAAUGGGCGAUGACAUUACCCAUACAUUCACUUCCAAUUCUACAGAUCCAAAUGUAGUUCUACAUGUUAAUACACUAGAACAACAAAUACUUCUCGAAAUUCAAAAGACACUACUAGCUUCAACACCUUCCAAAUCACUUGCUGACUUUGGAUUGCCAAUGCCAUCUCCAUCUCUUCUUUCCAUUCUCAGAAAUCGUCUUAUUCUUGAAGAGACUAAUUAUGAUACAAAUCUCUUAAUUUCUCAAAAUACAUCCAUGGUAUUACAAUUGAAUCCAGAUCAACUUACAAUUUAUGAAAAAGUUGUGGAUGCUGAAAAAAACAAAAGGCAACUGCUAUUAUUUGUAUAUGGAUCUGGUGGUACAGGAAAAACUUUUUUAUGGACAACUAUACUUUCAUAUUUCAGAUCUAAGGGAAAGAUUAUACUUGCUGUUGCCGCCUCAGGCAUUGCAUCCCUUUUGUUGCCUUCAGGUCGUACUGCUCAUUCUAGAUUUGUUAUUCCAAUUGACUUUACAGACAAGUCUUCCUGUAAUAUUAAAAAAAAAACACAGCUUGCAGAGCUCCUAAAGAGGACUUCUAUGAUCAUAUGGGAUGAAGCUCCAAUGAGUGAUCAUCGUUGCUUUGAGUUUCUUGAUAAAUCACUAAAAGAUGUCCUUGAAGAUGAUAACCAUCUUUUUGGUGGAAUGUCAAUGCUCCUAGGAGGUGACUUUCGACAAACUCUUCCUGUUCAACCUAAAAGCAGAAAAUCACAAAUAAUUGGCCUAACUCUACCCAAUUCCUAUCUAUGGUCACAUUUUACGGUAUUCAAAUUGCAUCAUAAUAUGCGUUUAUCCCAACCAGUCAAUCCAAAUAAGGAUGUUAAUCAAAUAUCACAGUUUGCUUCAUGGCUUCUCGAUAUUGGAAAUGGAAAUAUCGGAACACCAGACAAGAAUGAUCCAGAAAGCACAAACGUUAUACAAAUACCUCAUUGUUUCCUUAUCGAAUCAGGAGACAACGAAUUAGAAUCACUAAUACAUUUUGUCUAUGGCAAAGAUAUAAUUUCCAAUCCAUCACCUGAAGAGUUAUCUGUUAGAGCCAUUAUUUGUCCGAAAAAUGAAACAGCUGAUCAAGUCAAUGCUUUAAUUCUAUCAAAAACUAAUAGUCAAGGGGUAGUAUACAACAGUUGUGAUUCUAUUAAGUCACAAACCCAUGAUAGCUUAGAAUUAGAUACCUUAUAUCCCCAAGAUUAUUUAAACAAUCUUCACUUUUCUGGUAUUCCUUCACAUACAUUAAAUUUGAAAGUUAAUACCUCAGUUAUGCUAAUGAGGAAUAUCAAUCAACGAGAAGGUCUUUGUAAUGGAACACGUUUGAUUGUUACACAAUUAUUACCAUCUGUGAUUGAAGCUUCCAUAAUAACAGGAAUAUCUGUUGGGAAAAGGGUGUACAUUCCAAGAAUAAAAUUUGUACAUAAUACCUCUGACCUACCUUUUAUAUUUAUCAGAAAACCAUUUCCUCUUAAAGUGUGUUAUGCAAUGACUAUAAACAAAAGUCAAGGCCAAUCUCUUAAAAAGGUAGGUUUAUACCUCACAAACUCUGUUUUCACACACGGACAACUAUAUGUGGCUUUGUCAAGAGCUACCUCACCAGAUUCGAUAAAGAUUCUACUACAACAAGAAGAUACAUUACCAUUCAACUGUACCAGAAAUGUCGUCUUCAAGGAUUUGUUAGCAAGAGUUAAUAUGCAAGAGAGCAAUCUCCUCAAACAUGGAUAGAAUAUCAGACCUCCACUUUGGCUCCCCAGGAAAUUCACUUGAAGUCCGUGUCUUGCGAAAAUGGACACUACAAUUCAGAAAGGACGAGACAUGGUUUAUCGUGAUUGAUGAGCAUGGAGAUACAAUUCAACUACUUGCUCGAAAGACAAUUCAAGGAUCGAUACAAACUUCAUUAUUAGUCACUCGAUGUUAUUGUAUUAAGGACUAUACAUGCACUGAGCCAGACAAAUAUCAGAAGGUCUUAGAUCACCCAGUACACAUGAAUAUUGGUGAAGCAUCAACAAUUGAGGAAAUACCAAAUCGCAAUGCACUUCCACUAAUAUGGUUCCGCUUCAGUCCAAGAUCACACUUUCAAAUGAUAGCAGACAAAAACUUAGAGCAUCCAGAUUUCAUAGGCGUACUCAUCAACAUGAAAGAUCGGAAAAAAAAGACAAAGAACCAUUCAUGCUUAUGACUUUAACAGAUGAAAAUGCGGAGGAGAUUACCAUACUCUUAUGGAAGGAAUGCAUAGAUUCGCCAGACAAAUUCAAUCGAAAUGCCCUUACAUCAAACUCUAACACAGUGGUACUAGCUUUCACCAAUCUCAAAUCCACUAUGUACAAUGGAUAAUUAACAUUGACAAGCACCAGCGCAACACACAUGUACGUCAAUCCCAAUUUACCAGAAACGGACACACUCAUUACAAGAUUUGGUACCCAAUUUCACUCAAAAUCAUCACCAAAUGUGAUAAAUACUACAUUACAACGCUUAAAGAGCUCAAAUUUCUCUCAAAUAAUGGACAAUGUAUAUGUUUUAAAGACCAUACUAUCUGAUUUCACAUUCAAAGAUGUCUGGUACCACGUUACAUGUACCACAUGUGGUAAAUCAACACACAAAAAAGAUAUAAAAUCUCAGCAGUACUCACAGACAAUACAGAUACCACAACAGUUUUCAUGUCUAAUGAAGCAACCUGUACUCUGCUAAAUGCGACUGCACAAGAAAUCAUAGACAACUUUCCUAGUCAAGAUAGAAAAACUUUACCUGAAACACUCGAACGUUGUAAAGGGUUGACAAAGAAUGUCUAUGUAGAAUGCACAAAACUUUCUUCCACUAGAAAUAUCCGUUUCACAGUCACUACAAUCAGUGACAUAAAAACACCACAACCAACAAUCUUAUCAACACAAAAAACACAAACUACACGUUCAACACCAAUGGAACAACAAACCACAACAACUAUGGAGUCCCAAACCCCUACUAAAUCACGUGAAACUGGAAAACGCCUCCAAAUGGAAGAUACAGAUACACCAAAAAAACCACGUCCCAAACGAGAGAAAUACAGAAACCACGGCGAAGCAGACGAAGGAACACAUGCCAAAAAGCAAUGAAACUAUUUGAUCUUAUCAUAACAUACUUAGACUUAACCUAAACUCUCUUUAUAUAGCUUUAUGUCCAUAUUAUAAACUACAUUACACACAUUAUGUUUAUAUACAAUAAUCUGUAAAUAUUCAAUAAAACUA